Messenger RNA from Cololabis saira (Pacific saury), 2090 nucleotides. It is a transcript of the gene ubxn4, whose product is annotated as UBX domain protein 4. NCBI's taxonomy places the organism in Eukaryota, Metazoa, Chordata, Actinopteri, Beloniformes, Belonidae. The record is from RefSeq and is a predicted model, not a curated record. The transcript is spliced from 13 exons. Bases 78 to 1592 code for a protein of 504 amino acids. Gene Ontology annotation, molecular function: protein binding.
CGUGCUCGUGCCCGGCAGGUCGGAAGUAAAGGUGACGUCCUCCUGUUGAUCAGCGCCGUCAGCAGACACAAACAGAGAUGCUGUGGUUCCACGGCUCCAUCCCCGACGCCAUCAACGCGGCCAAGCAGCGCAGCCUGGUCUUCGUGGUUGUCAUCGCAGGUGAAGAUGACCAGUCCAGACAGCUGAUGUCCAGCUGGGAGGACGCUAGCGUGUCCGAGGCUGCUCAGAGCUGCUGCGUGGCCAUCAGAGUCGACGCCAAGAGCGAUGCCUGCGUGCAGUUCUCUCAGAUCUAUCCGGUGGUGUGCAUCCCCUCCAGUUUCUUCAUCGGAGACAAUGGGAUUCCUCUGGAAGUCAUCGCUGGCAGCGUGUCGCCUGAAGAACUGAUGAGGAGAAUCACCAAAGUCCAUCAGAUGCACGUUCAGGAAGCUGGAAGUGGUUUGUUGUUAAAGCUGGAGUCCAGCUCAGCGGACGGCUCGUCCAAAGAACCCACCACUGCUCCAGAAGUGCCUGUUGGGUCAGCACCCACAGAACCAGAACAAGCGACCCGCUCAGAUCCAACGGACGACUGCAGCGUUCCCAGCACGAGGCGUUCAACAGAGGACACGUGGUCAGACAAUGCUGCUGCUAGUCCUGAGAGCGAGGAAGACCUGGACGCCAAGGUGGAGCGAUUAACCAAGAAACUGGAAGACAGACGUGAGCAGAAGAAGAAAGGUGAAGAAGAGGGUGAAACCAAGAAAGAAGUUGAGCGGCGGAGGUUGGGGAGGGACAUGCAGGACUUCAAGAGAAAACAGGAGGACGAUAAAACCAAGCGACUCCUAGAGGAGAGGAACAGGGAGAAGGCGGAGGAGAAGGCUGCCAGAGAGCGGGUCAGGCAGCAGAUCGCCAUGGACCGAGCUGACAGGGCGGCCCGCUACGCCAAGACCCAAGAAGAGGAGAAGGCUGCCAGACAGGCGCUUCUGCAGGCCCAGCAGGCUGAGCAGGCUGAGCAGGAGGCCCGGAGGGAGGAGAUGGUCAGACAGAGGAGUACGGUUGCGAGGAUACAGUUCCGGCUCCCAGAUGGUUCUUCCUUCACCAACCAGUUUCCGUCUCAGAACAGACUGCAGGAGGCCUGGAACUUCGCCGCUACGGAAGUGGGGAAUCGCUACGGUAACUUCUCUCUAGCCACCAUGUUUCCACGGCGAGAGUUCACCAGUGAGGACCUGAACAAGACCCUGCUGGAGCUGGAACUGGCCCCUAGUGCGUCCAUCGUACUGCUCCCAUCUGGGAGAGCCGCCAACACAGUGGUCCAGUCUUCUGGUCGAGGUUUAUGGGCCGCUCUGGGGACGAUCCUCUACCCUCUGCUUGCUGUCUGGAGAUUUCUCAGCUCCUUCCUGUUUGCAACCCCGAGUCCCUCUGCAGCAGCAACCAGAACCUCCACCUCCCAGACCAACCCCACCAGCUCCAGAUCAUCCUCCGACAGAGCUAACAGAGAAACUUCGGAGAAGAAGCCGAAGGAAUUCAAGAAAGAUGGAAACAUCUGCAGACUUCGGACCCAGGAGGACAGCGAGGACGACAACAACACGUGGAAUGGGAACUCCACCCAGCAGAUGUAGCUUCAGCGUUCCUCCCGGUUCCAGGCCUGCAGCCCGUUAGCAUGGCUUGCUCAUUAAUAAUCAUCAGAAGCUCCUUCCAUCUUGAAGACGAGUGUUUUUUUUGUCUUGAUUCUGUCUCCUACAGCAGUCCCAGAUGUGAGCAGGUAGAAAAAGCUCCGACCAGCGUAGUUGAUCUUCAGACACACAGGUUUAAUCUGGUCGUCAGGAUCUGAUUGGUUGAGACUCCAAACCCCUUUAGAAUUAACUUGGAUAACUUAUUUAAGCCUGGCUUUGACGUUGCUUCAUUCUGACCCCCAUUGACUCGCUGUGAUUAAAACUCAACACUAGGGGGAUGUUUUUGUUUUAAUGUUCAGAGUUUAUGUUUUAAUGGUGGCGGAUCAUGAGCGGCAGGAUGGCGGCGAACGCUGCUCAACACUGUAGUUCUUCUAAUUCAACUGGAAACAAUAAAGCGUCUUGUUUUUCAGAAACUCCUGAGUCCUUGUGGCUCUGUUUCAUCAA